Limulus polyphemus (Atlantic horseshoe crab) is the source of this 5128-nucleotide messenger RNA. RefSeq lists its product as uncharacterized. The record is from RefSeq and is a predicted model, not a curated record. Gene Ontology annotation, cellular component: nucleus; cytoplasm. Lineage: Eukaryota; Metazoa; Arthropoda; Merostomata; Xiphosura; Limulidae. Gene Ontology annotation, molecular function: poly(ADP-ribose) glycohydrolase activity. The transcript is spliced from 12 exons. Gene Ontology annotation, biological process: carbohydrate metabolic process; ATP generation from poly-ADP-D-ribose; regulation of DNA repair. The coding region runs from base 163 to 4518 and encodes 1451 amino acids.
CCUGAGAACUAAAACAAACUGUAAAAAUGCGUUGUCUAGAAAACUUGUAAAAUUUGGUGUCUCUGUUAAAGAGUCGGAAAAUAAUCUUAAUUAUUUACGAGAUAUAAUGAAUUGAUGAUCCUGCUUGCAUAAAUAUAACGUAACAAGAACUAUCGCUGUGAAAUGGCGCAUGUACUUCUUCCGUGUGACAUGCCGAAUUGGGUGGAUCUUCAACGUGAACUAACUCAUCUGUUAAGAAUUCAAACAACAGAAGAGCUGAUAGCUGGGAUGCAGAAAAUACACGAGAGAUGUAGCAUUGGAUUAGACCCUGAUGAUACUAUAAAUGCCGUUGAAGUGAGCAGGUUUGAUGGUUUGUGGUAUUUUCUUGAAGAAACACUUAACACGGAGGAAAGAGCUCACUUCUUCAAAGUGGUACAUCCCUCUUUGGUGAAGAGUGCCCUCAACCUAAAACUUCUCAAACCGACACGAGGACUUCAAUACAGCUUACAGCAAGAAGAAAGUACAGUGACCCUUGACCGGACAUUUGUGACGUCUCUGUUAGCCAACGCUUUUUUCUGUACCUUUCCCAGGCGGACUUUAAAAACACACCCAACUCUUCAAGAUUUCAGCUUUAGCAAUUUUUUUCGAUAUUUGCUAAGCUUCAGACAACAAGAAAAACUAAACAACAUAUUACGUUACUUCGAAACUCUACAAACAGAAGAUCUGAAAAGGAAAGUUAAUUUUCGUAGACAGGUUCUUCCACUGAAAGGAAUUCCAACUUUACCAGAAUGGUUAUGCAGUGAUCGAUCGCUGUGCCCUCUGGUUGUUCGAUCCCAUGGUAACUUAGAAGAUUCUGAACUUUAUGUUUACAAAGCCUACAAAUGUAGCCGAAUGAUAGGUGGAAAUACCCUUAGAAACAGUGAAACAGAGGAAUCUACUUUGUUCUGUCGUUAUCCUGAAUUGUUAGCUUGUCUUUGUUUUGUUGAAUCUCUAGCUGACAACGAAGUCCUUGUGGUAGAAGGUUUGUUGUCUUCGACUAAUCCUGGAGUGACUGAUAUGCGUUUAAUGGACAUCUGCGACUGUUUCGACCGUCCUUUCAAGCAGUACGAGGACAGUUCCUUACUCCGAGAGCUGAAUAAAGCCCUUGUUGCUUUUAUUCAGCCAAAGAGUCAAGGACGCCGCUUCCAUGUCGACCAGAGUUCGAGCUUUGAAGAAACUAGUUCGGUUAUGUUAACUAACAGCCAAGGAAAGAAAACACAAGAUUCGUUAAAAAAACAUAUUCAUAAUAGUGAAUGUAGCAAAGGAAUAUGCUGCGAUAAUACAAUCUUGUUUAAUGAUUCAACCAAUACGAAAUGUGUUUCAUCAGAAGAACAUUCCAUUAUUAGUAACAAUAAAUUUAACGGUAAGAAUUAUCAUGAAGAAACUCGCUUCAUUAACACCAAGCUUUCCAAUUGCUCAAUCGUCAAAAACUAUACGGAUGAACAUUUUCUUAGAAAUGAAGUUGGACCUGUGGUCGAUGACAGCCAGAAGAAUCAUUGUUCCAAUACAAGUCUUCCCCAAUGUUCAGCCGUUGAUGUGAAAAACUAUACAGAUGAGAAUUAUGUUAGAAAUGAAAUUGGAUCUAAGGAUGAUGACAGCCAGAAGAAUCAUUGUUCCAAUACAAGUCUUCCCCAAUGUUCAGCCGUUGAUGUGAAAAACUAUACAGAUGAUAAUUAUGUUAGAAAUGAAAUUGGAUCUAAGGAUGAUGAUAUCCAGAAGAAACAUUGUUCCAAUACAAGUCUUCCUCAAUGUUCAGUCGUUGAUGUGAAAAACUAUACAGAUGAUAAUUAUGUUAGAAAUGAAAUUGGAUCUAAGGAUGAUGAUAGCCAGAGGAAUCAUUGUUCCAAUACAAGGCUUCCCCAAUGUUCAGCCGCUGAUGUGAAAAACUAUACAGAUGAUAAUUAUGUUAGAAAUGAAAGUAGAGAUCUUAGUGAUUAUGGCCAAGAGAGAUCUUGCUCCAAGAACAGACUUUUUCAUGAUUCACAUGCCAAUAAUGCAAAACCUCGUUUCAAAGCAAAGCUAUUAAAUUAUUUGGCCAAUGUGAAAUUUUUCAUACCACAAAAACAAAAAAUCAAAAAUGAAAAUAAUAGUAAGCACUAUUUUAGAAGUAUAUCAGAUUAUAUUUCUCCAAAAGUACCAAGGUUUGUCUACAGGAAGCAGCUUAACAUGCAGCAAGACCAAAGGUUUAUUGACAAAUCCGAAAUCCGUGCAAGUUCACUUGAUCACAAAAACAAUGGAUUAGGUAGCGAUACUAACCAAAAACUAAGUAGUUUAACAGCAGCGGACAUAGAGAAUAAUACAAAGAGAAUUAUCAAAAGAAGCCCAGAGACUAGCGAUACAGAAACCAACAGCCACUCACACAGCCCAACUCAGAAAGACCAUUUCAAAGCUCAACUUAAAACACAUUCUUUUCUUUGUAAGGAUACAGCAAUAAAUUCACCAGUAUCUGACGGUUUUGAGACAGAGAUAAAAACUAUACAGUACAGUGGAUCAUCACAGAAAUCAAGGUGUAAAAACUUGUCAAAAUCAACGCAGAAUUCGACCUGUGAAAUAUUAAAACCAAACCCCUGGUCAUCAGAAAGUUCAAAGUGUGAAAAUGAAAGUCAUGGAAGAAUGUCAGAUACUUCUGAUUAUAAGAAUUCAUUACCUAAUUCUAGUUCAGGAUCAGAGAUUUCUUCUCAGUUUAUGAGUUUAGCUACAUUGGAGGAAACUUUUGUAGAUACUGGAAACAGCGAAUCAUCGGAACAUGGGCUUUUAAGGCAUAAUCUACCCAUCCAUCAAUAUAAAGAAAGAGACAGUCUUGACUUAAAUUCAGAAGAAUCUUCCUGCAAACGAUAUGCUCAAUCUGAAAACAUUGAACAGCAACACAUUUCAGAAUCAUUCACUAACAAAACCUUCUCAUUAAGCAACGCGAAAGGGGGCAUAACCAACAAUUCAAAUUUACUUACAACAUAUGAACAACUUGAUGCAUGUCAUCCUAUAUGUACGAAUUGUAAACCUUGUUUUCAUACUAGUUCCAAAAGUUCUAAAAAUACUGAAACGUCUCAGUGUAAAUCUUCAAGUAGAUCAAGAGCUUUCUUCAAAAAUUUUAAAGACUCUUGGACAAGUGAAAGCUCACUGGACUCAUGGAAAUCGGCAAAUCAAAAUUCUGAAGAAAGUAAUGAAAAUUACGUUAUCAAAGAAAGAUCUAGGAAUUUAUUAGGAUUUCGUCUAUCGAGAGAGAGACCUUUAAAUGUUUUAGAAAAAGAGCUUUUGCCUAGAGUAAACCAUAAAGUUUUCAAAAGGUGUGAACUAACUCAUGAAUACACAAAUUCAUCCGAACAUUUUAGAGGAGUAGAUAAGAGAGGUCAAGUGUCCAUGGAUGAUGAGUACUUUACAGCGGAUGAGAGCGUAGAUCAAGACUACUCAUCAUGCUCUUAUUCAGAAAAAGAUGAAAGCGAAUUCUCUCAGAGUACUGAGGAUAUUUUAGAGGAUGAUAGAAGUCAACUUUCGCGUGGUAGUUCGAUUGGUUUUGUUUUGGAAGGAAGUGAUUUAGAUGAAUCUUUAACUGUUAGUUUAUGUGAACACAACGAUGAUUUCAUGAAGAGAGAUUGUCUCCGACACCAGAAAUUGUCCGGUCGGAGGACAGAGAGCUCAAGUAAAAGCAGCGAAAUGGACAACAUUAUUGAAGAUCCCAAAUUAGGUUUCACUAGAUUUCCUAUUAUCCCAAUCAGGUCGGCUAACUCAGAGCCUUGUCUCCUACAUAUGUCGCCAUCAGAUCCAGCACUAGCUUUACCACCACUACAGAUCCCCAAAGAUGUCAUCGCUACAUCAUGGAGGGGCCGGAAUUUGUUGAUGUUUACUGGAAAAGGAAACCUUAAAGCAUACUCAUAUGAUGGUGUUAAUCCUAAUCUUCCGGUUCCUUUCAAGGCUAGGUUUAGAUGCAAAAAAACAUCCAAUGAAGAACUUAGCAGGGACGACCAUUUCUACUCUUUCGCUGAUGCUUCACUUUGGCACUGGGGGUCAGCAGGAUCAGUAAGUGGAGUUUCUUCCAUUAAAAGUUCUUUAGGGGACCUUUUCAGCGAUAAAGAGGACUCUAUUAACAACGACAAAUGUAACUCGUUGCAACAUUCAAAGAAUGAAAGUUAUGAGCAAGUAGAUAUGGAAGCGAAAAAGCUCUGUAACACUUCAACGUCAGAGGAACUGCGUCCGGUGGCGACACACUGUAACAUUUCAGGAGACUGUCAACUUCAUGUUAUUAUUUUAUGGAUAGCUGCCAGCAGAGCAGGUCUUCCUUCCCUUAUCGUCUAUACAGAUGGAGAUCAAAGGUUAUCCCUGUUAACAGAAGUAUGUCAUCAGGCUGAAAAGCGAGGGUGGACAGUUGGAGACGUGGCUUGUGAAACUCUUCGGUUUUGCAGAAACCAACUCUCUAACGGACAGAACAAGAGUGAUAAACACAGAGAGACAACUCUCUUCCGACAUUUGAUAGGUGAAGAUAAUGUUAUUACCUCGGAUCUUUAGAAGAGAUGUAAUGGAAACCAUGGAAUGUUAUAUCAUGUCACAUUUAUAAAAUAUCUUAGUUUUUCCAUUUAUACUGUAAAUAUCUCGUUCUUGUAUAACAUAAUUUAUAUUGAAAAUACGUCAACUGAAGUCAGAAAAGAAUUAAAAAUUAUCUUAAUUAUUUUGAAAUUUAGCAGGUUAUGAAGCUUGUGAAAUUUGUUUACUUAAUCUUUAUCUUUUGUGUAUAAUAUUCAGAAGCAAUUUUUAUAAAAUUAAAAUGAUAUAUUUGACUUAAUGAAAUUACUGAAUGUCAGCCAAUAAUUAAGAAUUCGAAUACGUGUUGGAAAAACUAAGUCAAGUAUUAACAUUACAAUGAAUUGUAAACUACCUUCAAUUUCAGUUAAAUCCUUUGAUGGAAAUUAUUACAGGUAAUGGUAAAAAAAUCCCAAAUUUCUGAUUUGGUUUGAUAGAGCCCACUAUUGCCUAAUGCACAGUAUCAGAAAUUUUACAUCUUUACCCCUAAAUUAAAUUCUGGCCAAACUAGAACAGUUCUAAUUUACCAAUGCCAUACCACCUUUUUUUUUAUUCUCAGGCUAAAUACAUGUAAUAAUAAAUAAAUAAUACUUGUGAA